Molecule: messenger RNA, 333 nt
Organism: Scutellospora calospora
Lineage: Eukaryota; Fungi; Glomeromycota; Glomeromycetes; Diversisporales; Gigasporaceae
Source: the annotation of a GenBank genome assembly
AUGUCACGCUUUGUACCGACUAAUCUUGUUGUCGCUGGUAUGUUAAUGCCAAAUCCUAGUGUUGCAAUCUCUCGCAUACUUACAAAUUUUCUUGUGCCAACAAUUCCACCACUCAUACUCUCGCAACUUGAAAAGACAAGAUUAUUAAAAAAUAAUCUUAAGCUUGCUGUUCCAAUUAACUUUGGUCUUAUAACGUUAUCAUUAACAAUCGCCUUACCAUUAGCAAUCGCAGCUUUUCCGCAAAAAGCUGUUAUAGAUCCAUUAAAAUUAGAAGAUACAUUUUGGAAUUUAAAAGAUAAAAAUGGAGAAGCCAUAAGACAAGUAUUUUUAUAA